This is a messenger RNA of Cladocopium goreaui, 2088 nucleotides long. The record is from the annotation of a GenBank genome assembly. Lineage: Eukaryota; Dinophyceae; Suessiales; Symbiodiniaceae.
AUGGCUUGGCCAGGAAAGCAGCUUGAAUCACCUUUGACCAUCAUAGACCCAGAGGCAAAGGAGACCUUCUCCAAACCUGCACCGCUGGAGACCACCCUAGGAGAGAAAUGGCAUGCUUUUUAUGAUCUUCGCGGAGUGAAAUACUACUACAACUUUGAGACGCAGGAGUCCAUGAGACGGCCACAAGAUGACCUGGUGAUUCAAGAGGAGCCGGAGGACACCGCCUUCGCCGCCCAGCGGAAAGAGAUUUUGAUGAAGAUGGCUUUGUCCAAGGAGCCGCGGCUCAUGCCACAGUGGGAAGAGGGCAAAGAACGAGAACGAAGCAAAGGCGCCAUCCGGUCCAAGGGCGUCGGUCAUGAGAUGUCAUCAGAGGAUGCCGUGUGCUCUGUGAUCCGUGGUGACCGUCGCGCCAGUUUCACCGAAUCCACAUCUAAGAUGUGGCCGAAUGCGCAAGGUCGCUCGUCACAUGUCCUCGUGUUGUACCGCGAUCUCCAACUGCGACGGCUUCGUACCACACCCGAUCGUUUACUCAAGGUCCACUUUCCAGUGCCCGGCGAGUUGGAUGACCUGGAGACAUUGCAGGAUGCACUUCAACAGCCUUCCGAUGGAUUGAAUCCCGAGCUGCAUGUGUUGCUGCUGAGUGAAACUGCUGAGCCCAUGGAGAAUCUUAUGGGCUGCGCAUCCUAUGAGUACUACCCGCGAGGUAAUCACUGCCUCAUUAGCUACAUUUGCGUGGCGGAGCCUUUCCGCCGUCGCGGUGUCUCCAAGCUCUUGAUGUCCACUUUGCAGAAGCAAAUGGAAGAGCGAGCAGCAAAACCACUGGCUGCGAUUUUUGCGGAGACACAUGCUUCCGAUGUGGAGGAUGGAAUUAUGGAUCCUCAUGAAAGACAAGAAGUCUUGGCAUCCCUGGGUUUUAGAUGUUUAGAUUUUGAUUAUGUGCAGCCUCCACUGAGCGAUCAACAUAAGCCUUGUGGAGGUUUGAAGCUGCUGGUGAAAGAUCAAGACGCUUUGCCUCGGGAAGCAAUUGUCAGCUAUUUGGAUGACUUUUCCGGAAGUGUACUCGGAGUCCUGGAAAGAAGAUCCUUGGUAUCAGAAGCAGAUUUCCUCCUUGCCACCGCUGAUUUCGGCACGAAACCAGCGGCCCUGGUUUGCUGCCUGGGCUGCCUGUCCUUGGUGCCGGGCUUCCUUCGCAGAGUGGUGAACAACGUCGCAUUUUUCCCACCGCGACCCCCUGGCUACCACGUCACGGAGGACAGACAGGUGUUCCUGGUGGAAUUGGACUAUGGCCUCGCACCGUUGCCCGACUUGGCUUCUGAGGGCAUUGUGGUGGACACGGUGCGCAUGUGGACGCGGAGAGGUAAUGUGAUCCUCGGUUUUCAUUUCAAGCGCGCUGACUCCAACCGGACGCUUUUGUUCAGCCACGGAAACAGCACCGAUAUCGGCAUCAUGUUCCAUCAUCUUAGGGAACUUUGCUCAAUGCUGCAUUGUGACGUGUUUGCAUACGAAUACAGCGGCUAUGGUGAGAGCACCGGUGUUCCCACUGAGGCGGACAUUUAUGCCGACAUCGAAGCAGCGUAUCACUAUCUGUCGAACGAUUGCAGCUUAGCAGAUGACCAGAUUGUUUGCUAUGGCCAAUCCAUUGGCAGCGUACCAUCAGUCGAGCUUGCCUCGCGGGUAUCUGUGGGUGGUCUUAUUUUGCAUAGUGCCAUGAAGAGUGGCCUUAGUGUGAUCCACAAUGUCAAGACCACCUACUGGUUUGAUGUCUUUCAGAACGCCACACGGAUCAAAAAGGUCACGUCACCGGUGUUCAUUAUCCACGGCACCCAUGAUGCUGAGAUUCCAUUUGAGCAUGGAACUGCGCUGUGGGAUGCUUGUCCUGAAGAUAUCGCCUACGAUCCUUGGUGGGUCCAAGAAGCAGGGCACAACGACAUUGAGAUGACCCACAGGCAAGAGUAUUUCGAGAAACUACAAGCGUUUCUGAAAGCUUUAGAUCGGCCAGAGAGGCUCAAACGAAGCGCUUUGUGUCUCACAGCCUUUGGUCUUGCCCCCGUAGAGUAUCUAAAUCUCAUAGUUUCAUCCUUACACUGA